This is a messenger RNA of Racocetra fulgida, 1293 nucleotides long. Lineage: Eukaryota; Fungi; Glomeromycota; Glomeromycetes; Diversisporales; Gigasporaceae. The record is from the annotation of a GenBank genome assembly.
AUGUAUUUCUACUUAGCUACAAUUGUUGCAAUUAUUGCUUACGUCUUAUACAAGUUUUAUAUUUAUCAUUUAUAUUUGUCGCCAUUGCGUAAAAUUCCUGGUCCACCCGUUGAUAAUAUUAUUCUUGGAAAUCAUGCUUCUCCUCCUUUUUUAAAUAAACAGCUAGGUGAAGCUUUUGUUCACUUAGUAAAACAAUAUGGUGGGAUUGUUAGGUUUCAUGGCUUAUUAAAUGAACCGAAUCUAUUAAUUUCCGAUCAAAAGCUUAUUCAACAAGUACUGUCAUCUUAUGAUUAUCCAAAGUUUCAAUUAAGCAAAACUAUUGUUAAGGAAAUUUUUGGAGAAGGUCUUGUAAUUGCUGAAGGAAAUUCUCAUAAACGACAAAGAAAAGUGAUGACCCCUUCAUUUGCUUUUGCCAAUGUUAAGGAAAUGGCACCAACAUUCGUUCAAGCUGGCCAUAAGUUAAAAGAUAUCUGGAUAAAACAAAUUGGUAAUAAGGUAGAAGAAAGAAUUACAGUUACAGAAUUAAUUCCAAAGAUAACUUUAGAUAUUAUUGGUCUCGUUGGAUCUGAAUUAGCUCAAGCGUAUACAUCAAUAAUUGGUCAAAAUUAUACACCUUUAUACCUUUCUCUUCUUAGGUUCUUUCCGUUUAUCAGAAAUUUGCCAACCUCUUAUAAUAAACAAUAUUUUAAAUCUAUUAAAAUUAUCUCUAAUAUUUCCGAGAAAAUAGUUGCUGAACAAAAAAAUAGCCUUGUUCAAGGAACAGAUUUAUUGUCCUUAAUAACAAAGGCAAAUGAUAGCUUGCCAGUUAAUGAUCAAUUAACCCAUAAAGAGUUAAUUAGUCAGGAUCGACUUCGUAAAGAAGUGUCUGAUGUAUUAACUGAUCGUAAUUAUUCUCCGACUGUUGAUGAGAUCGAACAUUUGAAAUACUUAGAAUGUGUCUUUAAAGAAGCUAUAAGGCUUAUUCCACCUGGUAUAGAUACUCCAUUAUGGAUUCCUGUCUACGCAAUUCAUCAUGAUCCCUUAAUUUGGGGAGAUGAUGCUGAAGAUUUUAACCCAUCUCGGUGGCUUGAUCCGGAAGUGAAAUCCAAAAUAACACAUACUAAUUUCUUACCAUUUGGUGCUGGUCCAAAAAGUUGUUUAGGUAUGAAAAUGGCUUAUUUGGAAUUUAAAUGUCUUUUAGCUGUGAUUAUUAGAAAUUUUGAGUUUAGAUUGGUUGAAGGUUUUAUCUUUAAAACUAAAAUUGGUGGUGGUUUAUCUAGACCUCUUCCUGGUAUUGAUUUAUGGGUUUCAAAU